GUAAUGGGCAAUCAAUUGGCGUGGUGAAUGCAAUUGUCGGGCAGCGUCGUUAUACGGUAACGCUGAACGGCGAAUCAAACCAUGCAGGCACCACGCCGAUGGGUUAUCGUCGUGAUACAGUUUACGCUUUCAGUCGCAUUUGCCAUCAGUCGGUCGAAAAAGCGAAAAGGAUGGGCGAUCCGCUGGUUCUGACCUUUGGCAAAGUAGAGCCGCGCCCGAAUACGGUAAAUGUGGUGCCGGGUAAAACCACGUUCACCAUUGAUUGUCGUCAUACCGACGCUGCCGUGCUGCGCGAUUUCACCCAACAGUUAGAAAACGACAUGCGGGCGAUUUGCGAUGAAAUGGACAUUGGUAUUGAUAUCGAUUUAUGGAUGGACGAAGAACCCGUGCCGAUGAAUAAGGAGCUGGUCGCCACCCUGACAGAAU
Auanema sp. JU1783 is the source of this 426-nucleotide messenger RNA. Lineage: Eukaryota; Metazoa; Nematoda; Chromadorea; Rhabditida; Rhabditidae. The record is from the annotation of a GenBank genome assembly.